UUAAACAAUGAAUGAAAAUGCAAAGCUGGCACAAUACUCCCAAUUUCACCGCGCUCUCUCUCACAUAAUCACGCGCUGAUUCGUUCAUUCAUUCACAUUUUAUCAUCUUUUUACCUUUUUCUCUUGCUUCUUCAGCUUCUUGUUUCUCUCUCUAGAAACCUGCCCUCUACUCUUCUGUUUAUUAGGAUUCCCACCUAGAACCAACCAAAAAAUUGGCCAGAAAAUGCUACAGAACCUGUAUUUCUUGGCCGUUUAUCAACAUUUCAGGCUAUAGUUAACAAUCCCAGAAAAAAAAUAUUUAAUACCCAGAUAAAGAUAGAAUUUUUUCUUUCUUUUUUUGUGUUUGAUUUCAAGAUAAUAUGCCUGAGCCUUUGUUGUUCAUUAGACCAGCAUCGCUCGAAGAGAGUGAUAAGAAAAAAUUAGAGCAGGAAGAAAAUGAAGAGAAAUUAGAGAUUGCACCCAAUACCAUUACCACCACUACACCAAAAUCAGUUAUAAUUAUACCCAGAAGCAAAUCUCAAGCUAUAUGCCGUAGAGUCACCCCUACGUCUGUUUCACCCUCAGGAAAUGCAGCUGAUAUGAUCGAGAAGCACCUUCCUAAUGGGGAUCUGUAUAUUGGGACUUUUGCAAACAAUACGCCUCAUGGAUCCGGUAAGUAUUUGUGGAAAGAUGGGUGUAUGUAUGAAGGUGACUGGAGAAGGGGGAAAGCCUCUGGUAAAGGGAAAUUUUCGUGGCCAUCGGGUGCGACUUUUGAAGGCGAUUUCAAGUCAGGUCGGAUGGAGGGUUCGGGCACUUUCGUUGGAUCUGACGGAGAUAUGUACAGAGGGUCGUGGACGGCGGAUCGGAAGCACGGGUAUGGAGUGAAGCAUUACAGUAAUGGGGAUUACUACGAAGGACACUGGAAGAAGAAUUUGCAGGAAGGACAAGGAAGAUAUGUAUGGAAGAAUGCGAAUGAGUAUAAAGGGGAAUGGAAGAAUGGGAUGAUUAAUGGAAGGGGUGUUUUGGUUUGGAACAAUGGGAAUAGAUAUGAUGGGAAUUGGGAGAAUGGGGUUCCCAAGGGUGAUGGUGUAUUCACUUGGCCUGAUGGUAGCUGCUACAUUGGCUGCUGGUCCAAGGAUUCUUGCAAAAACAGUAAUCAAAUCUUGAAUGGUACUUUUUACCCUGCCCACACUAGCAAUAAGUCCAAUGGAAUGAAUGGAAAUGGAAGUGAGGGGGCUUUGAAGGGGUACUUUAGUCAGAAGUUGUCAUCAGCGGCGCUGAUGACGGUGGGGGAAGAGAGUGUAAACGUAGCCAUAGUUGGUAGUGCAGGGAAGAAGAGAUCGUCCGUGGAUGGUGGGAUGACUGAGAGGUCUUUUCCAAGAAUAUGCAUUUGGGAGUCGGAUGGUGAGGCUGGGGAUAUCACUUGUGAUAUUAUUGACAAUAUGGAGGCAUCAAUGCUGUAUAGGGAUGGAUUGGGGUUGGACCGGGAUGGGAUUAUGAAGUUUCGGAGGAACCCCUGUUGUUUUGGUGGAGAGGUGAAGAAGCCAGGAGAGACUAUAUCCAAAGGGCACAAGAAUUAUGAUCUUAUGCUCAAUCUUCAACUGGGAAUUAGGUAUUCUACUGGAAAGCAUGCUUCUCUAGUACGCGAUCUCAAGCAGAGUGAUUUUGAUCCGAUGGAGAAGUUUUGGACUCGGUUUCCUCCGGAAGGAUCAAAGCUUACGCCGCCUCAUCAAUCUGCGGACUUCAGGUGGAAGGAUUAUUGUCCAGUAGUGUUUAGACAUUUAAGGGAACUUUUUCAAGUCGAUCCUGCGGAUUAUAUGUUAGCCAUUUGUGGGAAUGAUGCUCUGAGGGAGCUAUCGUCUCCUGGGAAAAGUGGAAGUUUCUUUUAUUUGACACAGGAUGAUAGGUUUAUGAUCAAAACGGCGAAGAAAUCGGAAGUCAAGGUGCUUAUUAAGAUGCUUCCUAGAUAUUACCAACACGUCUCUCGAUAUGAAAAUUCUCUCGUCACAAAGUUCUAUGGUGUCCAUUGUGUCAAACCAGUGGGUGGCGUCAAGACACGGUUUAUUGUGAUGGGAAAUAUGUUUUGCUCGGAUUAUCGGAUCCAUAGAAGGUUUGAUUUGAAAGGAUCAUCCCAUGGCCGCACAACGGAUAAGCCUGAAGGAGAAAUUGAUGAAACCACUACUCUUAAGGACCUUGACCUUAAUUUUGUGUUUCGUUUACAAAGCAAUUGGUAUCAAGAACUGAUCAAACAAAUACAUCGGGACUGUGAGUUCUUGGAGGCGGAGAGAAUCAUGGAUUACAGUCUUUUGGUUGGUCUUCACUUCCGUGAUGAGAAUAGCGGCGACAAAAUGGGUUUGUCACCAUUUAUGUUGCGGACAGGAAAGACCGAUUCAUUUCAAAAUGAAAAGUUCAUGCGAGGUUGUCGUUUCCUUGAAGCAGAACUACAAGACAUGGAUAGGAUUCUAGCUGGCAGGAAACCCUUGAUCAGGCUGGGGGCAAACAUGCCGGCCCGAGCAGAGCGAGUGGUUCGAAGGAGCGAUUUCAAUCAGUACACUUCUGUUGAAUUUAGCAAUUUGGCACCUCCUAGGAGUGGUGAAGUUUACGAAGUCAUCCUCUACUUUGGGAUCAUCGAUAUUUUACAAGACUACGAUAUCAGCAAGAAGCUAGAACACGCAUACAAAUCCUGGCAGGUAGAUCCUGCCUCAAUUUCAGUUGUUGACCCAAAACUAUAUUCCAAGAGAUUCCAGGAUUUCGUAGGGAGAACCUUCGUUGAGGAUAGGUGACACAUAUGAGAAACCGCAAUUUUUGAUAUACUGAAUGGUAUUGGAUUGAGCAGCAUAUAGUGACAUUGGGAACGACACUCUUUGCUUGAAAUAAUCAUUGCGGUGGAUGGCAUUUGUUGGGAUCGAUGGGCCAAUAUUCUCAAUGUCUCAUGGCUGAAUUUUGUGGAUCAGCCAUUGUUAGGAGUAAGUUAUUUGUACAUCCAAUGUGGGUGGGGGAAAUAUUGGUUUUACGGGUUCUUUUUCAUUUUAUUAGUAAUUUUUGGCGUAUCCGAGGAAUGUUAAGAUUUGAAAGAUAGACAUAGGUAAAGAACAUGUUUUCCCCCAAGAGAAGAUUCAAAAUAUGGGAGAGGGGACUUUGAUAAUGAAAAUUGUACAGAUUAUAGGAACAAGAGGGUUGUAUAUAGAUUAAGAAAUUAUGGAAUCUUUUUUUUUGUGAGAUUUCUAAACAUCUUUAUGUGAAAGCGGACCUAUACCUUAAAUGCCCUACCCCAAAUAUAUAAAUGUUGUACUUUGCUUUUCUUUUUGGUUGUUUUGAAAGAGAGGGUGCCUUGGAGCAGAGGAAGAGUUGUAAUCGCAUGAAAAGGAGAGAAAGCAAGAAAAGAUGGGCUCGUGUUUCUUGCUCUCUCUCUCUCUCUCUUUACUGUACACUCUGUUUUAUAAUUUGGAAAUGUAACUUGAAUAAGCACUUUUUUU
Molecule: messenger RNA, 3455 nt
Organism: Olea europaea var. sylvestris
Lineage: Eukaryota; Viridiplantae; Streptophyta; Magnoliopsida; Lamiales; Oleaceae
Product: phosphatidylinositol 4-phosphate 5-kinase 1-like
Exons: 8
Coding region: 360-2762 (800 amino acids)
Biological process (GO): phosphatidylinositol metabolic process
Molecular function (GO): ATP binding; 1-phosphatidylinositol-4-phosphate 5-kinase activity
Source: RefSeq, a predicted model, not a curated record